Messenger RNA from Vanrija pseudolonga, 1008 nucleotides. RefSeq names its product Ubiquitin-conjugating enzyme E2 J1 (gene Ube2j1). NCBI's taxonomy places the organism in Eukaryota, Fungi, Basidiomycota, Tremellomycetes, Trichosporonales, Trichosporonaceae. The transcript is spliced from 5 exons. The coding region runs from base 70 to 1008 and encodes 312 amino acids. The record is from RefSeq and is a predicted model, not a curated record.
CGAUGGAUGGCAUUGUUGUCACAACAAUAACCUCAACCCCGACACGACACUGGCUCACCCACACACACCAUGGCAGAACCCUCCCGUCCCCGCCCGCGCGUCAACCUCCGCAGCACGGCAGUCAAGCGUAUCAUGCAGGAGGCUGCCGAGCUCGCCGACCCCGACACGGACGACUUUAUUGCUGGCCCGUUGGAGAGCGAUAUCUUCGAGUGGCACUGCACGCUGCGCGGCGUCAAGGGGACAGACUACGAGGGUGGCCUGUACCACCUGCGCAUCAUCCUGCCGCCGACGUAUCCCAUGAGCGCGCCCGACAUCGUCAUGCUGACGCCGAACGGGCGCUUCGAGCUGGGCAAGAAGAUCUGUAUCGACGGCCUGACGUCGUUCCACGCCGGCUCGUGGCAGCCGGCAUGGGGCGUGCGGACCGCCAUUACUGGCCUGCGCGCAUUCUGGACGCAGGACGGCGAGGCGCUCAGCGCGAUCGGCGCGCUCGACCAGCCCGCCGACGAGCGGCGCCGGCUGGCCAAGCUGUCUCGCGAGUGGACUUGCAGUUCCUGCGGGGAGUGUAAUCUGUCCCUUUUGCCCGAUGUCGACCCGAGCAAGAAGAACAAGGCGAGGGAGGAGGAAGCGCCGGCAGAGGGGUCGUCGUCGUCGUCUUCUGCGCCGUUGGACGAUGGGCCCGCUGCAUCGUCGAGCGCUGCAGCAGUGCUGGCGCCACAAGUGGAGUCGGCAGAGGGAGCAGAGCCUACAUCUCAGCCAGCGCCGGCACCGCCAUCACCACCGCCCGCAGCCCAGCCCGCCCCACCACCACCACCGCCCGCAGAGCAGCCUGUCACGCCGCAGCCCGCAGCCCAGCCGCGCCCGGCCCACACCGUGCCAGAACGCUUCAUUGCCCCGGCGCCCGUCGCCGAAACCCCCGCGUCGACAUCCCGCAGGCCGCCCCUCUGGAUCGACGCGCUCAUAGGCCUCCUCGUCGCCCUCCUUCUCAGCCUGCUCGCACGGCGCGCUUAG